AGAGAUGGCACUAGUUACCCCGAUCUCCCGUGUCAACCUAAUGUAGCUUUAUAUACUGGCACGAUCCCCCCAUUCUCGUCCAAGUGUCCUUUCGCAUCCAAGCCUCUCCGAGUCCGUCGUAUUCAACGUAAUCUGCUGUGUUUGACCACUUCCCAUAUCCUCAAUACUAUCCUCCAUCAAACCAACGGCCCUUGACCGUGUCGAGACUCAAGUCACCAUGGCGGUAACGGGCCUCGUCCACCACUUUGGCACCUUUAUGCUGUUCUCGGCAGUCAUUCUCCUCGUCAUCACAAACAUCACCGCCCCCGUCGUCCACAACAUCUCCCUCCUAAGGAUCGACCUCAACGAUGCUCAGGGCCAGCACAAUCCCGCCUUGACCUUUGGCACCUUUGGCCACUGCUUCGUCGAUGCCCCGGGAGGCGAUGACUGCUCCCCCUCCAUGGUCGGAUACGACCCCGCCGAGGUCAUCAACGAGCGGACGGGGCUGAACUACUACUCUACCGCCGCCGGCACCGCCCGCGCCCUGACGCGCGUCAUGAUCCUGCACCCCAUCGCCGCCGGCGUCGCCUUCAUCGCCUUCGCCCUGUCCCUGGGCGCCGGCACCUUUGGCAGCCUGCUGGCCUCCCUGGCGGCCCUGCUCGCCUUCUUCGUCACCCUGGUCCCGCUCGUCACCGACUUUGUCAUGUUUGGCAUCAUCCGCUCCGGCAUCAACGACAACCGCAACGUCGACGCCCGCGCCCAGUUCGGCACCGGCCUGUGGACCCUGCUCGCGGCCGCGGUGCUGCUGCUCGUCGGCACCGUCAUCGUCUUCUUCACCUGCUGCUCCGCCCGCAUCCACCGCCGCCGCGACGCCCGCGUCACAAAGGCCGUCGACGGCUACGCCCCUGCCGAGGCUCCCCGUCGCCGCAAGUGGUUCUAGGCGCCCCUGUGAUGAAAUCAGGGUUUGCUUUCUUCUAAAAUCUUUGGCCACCCUUUAGUGCAUGCCGUGGUUGUUUCAUCAUCCACCAACAGCACCUCGCUUUACACCUAAUGCUAUCAACUUCCCCAAGAUAUCCCAACGACCCAAGACACCCGCAAACGAAUACUGUAGAAUAAAUACCCCCCCAAACGCCGCGACAGGCAGUAACUUGUAUCAAAAUACAUGAUGCAAAUACCACACUACUUCCUCUAUAG
This is a messenger RNA of Gaeumannomyces tritici R3-111a-1, 1173 nucleotides long. RefSeq lists its product as hypothetical. Gene Ontology annotation, cellular component: cell division site; plasma membrane; growing cell tip. Bases 218 to 919 code for a protein of 233 amino acids. The transcript is spliced from 2 exons. Lineage: Eukaryota; Fungi; Ascomycota; Sordariomycetes; Magnaporthales; Magnaporthaceae. The record is from RefSeq and is a predicted model, not a curated record.